This is a messenger RNA of Ichthyophthirius multifiliis, 1857 nucleotides long. RefSeq lists its product as hypothetical. The record is from RefSeq and is a predicted model, not a curated record. Gene Ontology annotation, biological process: SRP-dependent cotranslational protein targeting to membrane. Lineage: Eukaryota; Ciliophora; Oligohymenophorea; Hymenostomatida. Gene Ontology annotation, cellular component: signal recognition particle, endoplasmic reticulum targeting. The transcript has 2 exons. Gene Ontology annotation, molecular function: 7S RNA binding; ribosome binding; protein binding.
AUGAACGAUAAUAACAACUAAAUAGAAAAUCUAUAUACAAGGCUCUAACAAAGUAUAAACGACAAUAACGAUGAAAUAAUAUUAAAAUUAUCUGAAUAAAUUCUUUCAAAACAACAAGAUGAAAAAGUAAAAAAAUGUCACUUAAUUGCCUUAUUAAAGACCGAAAAGCUCCAAUAAUUUCAACAAGAAUUCUCUAAUUUGCCUAUUAAUGAUGACUAAUCCUAAUAUUGGUAAGCUUAUAGUUUAUAUAAGCAAGAAAAAUAUGAAGAAUGUAUUAAAUUCUGUCAAUAAUAAUAAUCUUAGAUAUAAUUUUUCCUAUUAUUGGCCUAAUCAUAUAAUAAAUUAGGUUAAUAUCAAACUGCAGUAGAAAUAUAUUAAUAAACAUUAAAAAAGUUCCCAAAAACAUAAGACUAUUAAGAUAUUUUAGUAAAUUUAAUAGCAGCUUCUGUAUCUUCAAAAGUAAAAAUGAAAUAUUUUUUUUUUUUAAAAAAUAAAAAAAAGCAUAAAGACCUUCAAGAAAUAAGUAAAAGCAUAGUCUAAGACUUUAUAAAAAAUAGCAAAAACUAAGAAUAAACUCGAGAAUUUAUAUACAAUUAUGCUUUUUUAUUAGCGAAUUUGCACUAAACAGAGGAUUCUUUACUAUUAUAAAGACGAUUUUAAUAAAUAAUAUAAAAAGAAAAUGAUAAAGAAGAUGAAAUAAUAUCCGUUUUAUAAUCUGAUUAUAAUGAUUUUCUAAAUCAUAAAGUAUAUUAAGGUGAAGAACUUGAAAAAAAGAUAAAAUAAUAUGAAGCUUUUUAAAAAAUAAAUACUUAAGAUAAAAAUUUAAAGGCAGUAUUAAAUAAUAAUAUUGUUUUUUUUAAAUCUUUGAGUAAAAGUGACCAUUUUUCUGAGUCUUUGAGAUUAUUAGAAGACUGUAUUUCUAAUAAAUAUAAAUAGACUAGUGAAUAGAUUUUCCUUUUUAAAUUAAAUAAACUUAUUUUAUAUAUAUAGAAAGGAAAAUAUAAUGAAGGACUUAAUCUUUUAUAAGAAAUUGAAAAAAAAUAUCCACAGAAUUUACUCUUUUAAGAAUUCAGUUUAAAAUAAAGAAUCCAUAUAUUUCUUUUAUUAGCCGAAAUGGCUAAAUAAAUGAACUAAUAGGACAAAAUUAUCACUUUAUUUAAUUCUUUAUUUGAAAACAACCCCUCAGUGUACGAAAAUGAAGUCUUAAUAUGUUUUAUGUUCUCUUAAUUGAUUAAAAAUAAACAGAAUGAACAACAUAAUGAAUAAGUAUUGUAGAAGAUCGGAUAGAAUACUAAAAACCCGCAAAUAUUGAGCUUUUUAGCUGAUUUUUAUGCGAAAAGUAACCCCAUAUUAGCUAUUGAAAUGUUUGAGAAAUUAAUCUCUAAAUUUUCGAAAGAAAGAGUUUUUUAAUAGAAACUGGCUAAACUGUACGCGAACAACGGAAACUUAGAGAAAGCGGAAAAACUAUUAGAAAGCAUAGAAUUUGACUUAAUAAAUGACUAUAAUGAAUUGACAAAAUUAGAAAGCGAAUUAGCUCUUUCUAAAAUCUAAACUAAGAGUGGAUCUACUACUAAUAUAGCGAAAAAAAUUCAAAAAAAGAAAAAAAAAAGAAUCAGAUUUCCAAAAAAUUACGACCCGAAAAAUCCUCCAGUAAAUUAACCAGAUCCAGAAAGAUGGCUUCCGAAAUAUGAAAGAAAAGAUUUUAAAAGAAAAAAAGGAUAAAUGGGAGGAAAAACAUAAGGUUCAGCGGCUGUAGAUAUGCUUGCUACCAAAGCUACUUUUAAUGCUGGAAAUACUACUUCUCAUUAAUAGGUUAGUAGUAAUAAAAAUAAAAAACCUAAUAAAAGAAAGAAAUGA